Neoarthrinium moseri is the source of this 2175-nucleotide messenger RNA. RefSeq lists its product as uncharacterized. Bases 1 to 2175 code for a protein of 724 amino acids. The transcript is spliced from 7 exons. The record is from RefSeq and is a predicted model, not a curated record. Gene Ontology annotation, cellular component: membrane; cytoplasm. NCBI's taxonomy places the organism in Eukaryota, Fungi, Ascomycota, Sordariomycetes, Amphisphaeriales, Apiosporaceae. Gene Ontology annotation, biological process: aromatic amino acid biosynthetic process. Gene Ontology annotation, molecular function: 3-deoxy-7-phosphoheptulonate synthase activity.
AUGGCCGCCCGCCAUCCCAAACAGCGCCUGGCCUCGCCCGCCUGGUCUCUCUCGCUGCUGCUGCACGCUGCGGGCAUCGCCUCCUUCCUGGCGUCGUUCCGGUUCCUGGACACGUGGGAGACGCCCUUCUCGGCGGCGUACGGCGGGCACUACCAGUUCCUGACGAUCCUGGGGCUGGCGGGGGCGCUGGUCACGUUCACGGUCGGGCUGGCGGCGGACGUGCUGGGCUCGCCGCGGCUGUUCGCGCUCAAGAACGCGCUGGCCGUCGUGGCGGCGCCGCUCGAGUGCCUCAUCACGGCGCUGUACUGGGGCCUGUGCGCCGUCGACAAGGGCCUCGUCUUCCCGCCCGAGUUCCAGCUCGCCCUCCUGCCCGACGUCGGCUUCCACGCCGCCCCGGGCCUGCUGCUCGCCGCCGACCUGCUGCUCUUCUCCCCGCCCUGGACCAUCCGCGCCUACCCGGCCAUGGGCGUCAGCAUGGUCUUCGCGUUCGGCUACUGGUUCUGGGUCGAGUACUGCUACUCGAAGAACGGAUGGUACCCCUAUCCCAUCUUUGACAUCUUGAGCACCUGGCAGCGGGUGCUUCUCUUCACCUUUUCCGCCGCUCUGAUGACGGGCAGCACCAUGGCGCUGAAGUGGGUGUACGGCAAGGUGAACGGCAUCGAGGAGUUGAAGAACGAGGCCUUCACUGACCCUGCGGGGUACGAGGAUCCGCCUACUUUGUUCGAGAGAAGUGAUGAUCCUUGCGAUGGACGGACGGAUGGCAGAAGCGAUGACAUGGUUGUCCAGUUGUCACUCAUUUUGAUGUUGGACGUGGGACCACCACCCCGCCAGCCCACCCAGCCCACUCUGAGCCGAGCUUCUCUGUGUGACGCAACCCAACGUACGGUAUUUGCUCGAGCUGCGACGAAGGUCUCUGCAGAGAGAAAAUACUUGCGAGCACUUUUUGAUCCCGAAGAGCGCCUUCAAGUGCCCAUUGACGGCCCUUUCUUACAGAUCACAGUCAUUUCUGCUUGUUUCCUACUGGGUUCAGAAGAAUAUCCACGGCCCGUCAUGUCGAGCUUCUUCAUCGAGAACAAGAACGUGGGCAACAAGGCCGACAGCGAAGACUGGAGAAUUCGCGGCUACAACCCCCUCACGCCCCCCGACCUCCUCCAGCAUGAGAUCCCCCAGACGGAAAACUCCAAGAAGACGGUGCUCGAGUCGCGCGAGGAGGUCGCCGCCGUCGUGAAGGGCACCGACCCCCUGGGCCGCCUGCUCGUCAUCAUCGGGCCCUGCUCCAUCCACGACCCGGCCGCCGCCCUCGAGUACUGCGACAUGCUGCUGAAGGAGAAGGCCAAGCACAAGGACGAGCUGCUCAUCGUCAUGCGCUCCUACCUCGAGAAGCCGCGCACCACCGUCGGCUGGAAGGGCCUCAUCAACGACCCGGACAUCGACAACUCCUUCAAGAUCAACAAGGGCCUGCGCCUCAGCCGCCAGCUCUUCGUCGACCUGACCGACAAGGGCAUGCCCAUCGCCAGCGAGAUGCUCGAUACCAUCUCCCCCCAGUUCCUCGCUGAUGUGCUGUCCGCCGGCGCCGUCGGGGCCCGCACCACCGAGUCGCAGCUCCACAGAGAGCUGGCCAGCGGUCUGUCCUUCCCCGUGGGCUUCAAGAACGGCACCGAUGGCACGCUGGGCGUCGCCAUCGACGCCAUUGGCGCCGUCAGACACCCCCACCACUUCCUGUCGGUCACCAAGCCCGGCGUCGUCGCCAUCGUGGGCACCGUCGGCAACGACGACUGCUUCGUCAUCCUGCGCGGUGGCACCAAGGGCACCAACUACGACGCCAAGAGCAUCGGCGAGGCCAGGGCGGCCCUGGCCAAGUCGGGCGUCCGCGAGCGCCUGAUGGUGGACUGCAGCCACGGCAACUCGCAGAAGAACCACAAGAACCAGCCCAAGGUCGCUGCCGAGCUGGCGGAGCAGAUCAGCAAGGGCGAGACGGCCAUCAUGGGUGUCAUGAUCGAGAGCAACAUCAACGAGGGCAACCAGAAGGUCCCCGCUGAGGGCAAGAGCGGCCUGAAGCACGGCGUGAGUAUCACAGAUGCAUGCAUCGGCUGGCAAGACACCGAGUCGGUCCUGCAGAACCUAGCAGACGCCGUCAAGCAGAGGCGGAAGCUUGCAACCACAAAUGGCCAGUAG